This is a messenger RNA of Penicillium cinerascens, 1206 nucleotides long. RefSeq names its product succinate--CoA ligase subunit beta. The coding region runs from base 1 to 1206 and encodes 401 amino acids. Gene Ontology annotation, molecular function: metal ion binding; ATP binding; succinate-CoA ligase (ADP-forming) activity. Lineage: Eukaryota; Fungi; Ascomycota; Eurotiomycetes; Eurotiales; Aspergillaceae. Gene Ontology annotation, cellular component: succinate-CoA ligase complex; mitochondrion. The record is from RefSeq and is a predicted model, not a curated record. The transcript has 7 exons. Gene Ontology annotation, biological process: tricarboxylic acid cycle; succinyl-CoA metabolic process.
AUGAUCGGCCGACGUGCACUUUCGCGUCUCUUCCAGGCGCCUCAUGGCCCUUUCAAAACGCAAGUGCGACACUUGAAUCUUCUGGAGUACCAGUCGCACAAACUUCUCAGAGAUUUUCAUAUACCCGUGCCCAAUGGCGUCGUUGUCACGACCCCGGAGGAUGCUCGGGAUGUGGUGGCCGAUAUAAGUGCGCCGUCAGUUCUGAAGGCUCAAGUCCUCGCUGGUGGACGGGGCAAGGGAAAGUACGACAGCGAUGGAAAAGGAGGAGUUCGAAUUGUUACUUGGCCCAGCGAGGCAUACGACAAUGCCUCCAAAAUGCUCGGUUACCAUCUAACGACAAACCAAACCCCACCGGGUGGCCUACUUGUGAAGAAGUUAUACAUAUACAAGGCGGUUGAUGUCGUCGAUGAAUUUUAUCUUGCUCUAACCUUUGAUCGCGAUCGGGACAUGCCAGUUCUCCUGAUAUCAGAUGUCGGAGGCACCAACAUCGAGUCCAACAUCGACAAAUUGCAAAAGUUUUGGUUCCAUCUACCAACUGGACUCACCACCGAGAUAAUAUCCUAUAUUCAAGCACAGCUCGGUUUCUCCGAUAAAGAGAUGGUCGUCGUCAACGACAUCCUCCACCAGAUGAUCAAGCUCUUCCGAGAGAAAGACGCCACGCUUCUUGAACUUAACCCCCUCGUUCGCACUUACGAUGGGAAAUUCAUUUGUCUCGACGCUAAAUUCAGUUUUGACAAUGCCGCUCGAUUCCGACAGGAGGAACUUUUCAGUCUUGAAGAACGGUCUCCCGAGGAAGAGGUCGAGUAUCAAGCUUCCAAGCUUGGCCUGUCUUAUGUUAGACUGGACGGCAAUAUCGGAAAUGUGGUCAAUGGGGCCGGUCUCGCUAUGGCGACCAAUGAUCUGAUUAGUUUGUACGGUGGGAAAUGCGCUAACUUUCUCGAUGUCGGUGGAGGAGCGACCAAGGAGACAUUGAGUAAGGCUUUCGAGAUCCUUAACGACGAUUUGCGGAUUAAGGGGAUCCUUGUGAAUAUUUAUGGGGGAAUCGUGCGCUGUGAUAUGAUCGCCGAGUCUAUUGUUGCCGCCGCUGCUGCAAUGGGCGGCUUCAAGGUCCCAGUUGUAGUUCGUCUCCAGGGUACGAAUUGUCCACAGGCGCUGAAAUUGUCGGCGGCUCAGAUGAUCGUCGAGCUGGUAGGGAAAUCGGGAUGA